This is a messenger RNA of Ruditapes philippinarum (Manila clam), 867 nucleotides long. RefSeq lists its product as uncharacterized. The record is from RefSeq and is a predicted model, not a curated record. The transcript has 4 exons. Bases 230 to 817 code for a protein of 195 amino acids. Lineage: Eukaryota; Metazoa; Mollusca; Bivalvia; Venerida; Veneridae. Gene Ontology annotation, molecular function: sequence-specific DNA binding.
AUCGUCCAAUCGAUUCGUUUUAAAAUACCACCCUUAACUUCCCGUCUAAAAAAGGGAGAAAUCAUGUAAAAAUCUUAACCCCGAUAUCAUAACUUAAUCGUUUAAAAUCGUUUAAAAUAUUAACAUCGUAAAAUUAUUUUGAUAUUUAAAACUGGCGGCAGGCGCACCCGAGACGCUAUGGAGCCGUCAACAUCCGGAAAACUGGUCAACUUCCUCUGUUCAAGAAUGGAUGGCGUUCACGUGUAAUAAAUACAACUUUCCAGAGCAUUUGCGAGCCAGGAUAACGGGGUCACUGCACGGGUACACCGGCAAACGACUGCUUGCAAUGUUGCUACCAGAUUUUCGGAUUCAGUUUGGAGAUAUUGGAGAGAUUAUAUUUACAGCCUUACAGCAAAUACUGGAUGUAGCCCCACACUAUAAAGAAAGGUCAAGCGUUUAUGCAGCUAAGAUAAGUCGUUUACUUGACGAUCUGACCUCUGGUGCAGGUACAAGUUAUCACACGUCUCCACUCUGGAAAUCACUGCAGCUACAACACUGGAGUUGUAUCGAAGUUCAUGAUUGGAUAAAAAGCGCGGCAAAUGAAUAUAACAUAGACACACGUGACCGGAAAUUACUUGUAGACAUAUUUUCCCGCCAUUCUGGAACUGAUCUUGUUUCAAUGACACUUGAGGAUUUUAAAGGAAUAAGUGUUAAAUACGGAGAAAUACUUUUCAUGACAAUUCAUAGCCAUGUACAAGAAGAAAAUAUUGGACGAAAGCGACAUCGGUCAAGUGGUGAGCUCCCGUCGAUACCAGAAAAUAAGGAAUGUGGACCAUAAGUUUAAAACCCUUACUGUUAACGUUGUUUCGGUGCUAUUUGGUGCAAUAU